Molecule: messenger RNA, 396 nt
Organism: Ilex paraguariensis (yerba mate)
Lineage: Eukaryota; Viridiplantae; Streptophyta; Magnoliopsida; Aquifoliales; Aquifoliaceae
Source: the annotation of a GenBank genome assembly
AUGUCGAUUGAGGAGGGGGAUGUGCAAAGUUCCAUCGGUAUCCAUGGGAAUAGAGUGAUCGGUACUGAGGUAGGCAACCAUGAGGUCACUAGCACGAUGGAGAUCAAAAGAGGAGGCGUCAAAGAUGGGGCACCUUGGGCGCUGCCUGACAAGGCGACCCAGGUAGAAAUAGGCGACGGCGCCAUGGGCUCCGCUAAGAGGAGGAAAUUGGGGUCGCCGCUGGCUGAAGAAGAAGAGGGUGAGAAACAGGGAGGUGGGAGUUGGGCAUGGCCUGUUCGCGACGGGGUGAGCGCGCCAACCAUUGGGCAUGGUCUCUCCGCAUGGGAGUUGGUUGGGUCAUCCUCGUGGGACGAGCCUAGUGUGGGGUUUGUGGACGCCGGUCAUAGACCUUCGUGA